Messenger RNA from Clarias gariepinus (North African catfish), 1055 nucleotides. It is a transcript of the gene rab11al, whose product is annotated as RAB11a, member RAS oncogene family, like. The transcript has 5 exons. Gene Ontology annotation, cellular component: axon; transport vesicle; postsynaptic recycling endosome. Gene Ontology annotation, molecular function: GTPase activity; GTP binding. Gene Ontology annotation, biological process: melanosome transport; neurotransmitter receptor transport, endosome to postsynaptic membrane; exocytosis. NCBI's taxonomy places the organism in Eukaryota, Metazoa, Chordata, Actinopteri, Siluriformes, Clariidae. The record is from RefSeq and is a predicted model, not a curated record. The coding region runs from base 336 to 986 and encodes 216 amino acids.
CUUCGGAGUCUGUUCGAGGCACGAGCGCAGAAACCUUGGUGACGCAGGCCAACGAGUUCCUCAGCAACGCUGUUAUUGGUCGUUAAUUAAUUUCAUUAGUAGUAUUUUGUGUGUUUUAAAGUCGUUUUUUUGCGUAGAUUAAGGUUACCAGAUUUUGACAUGCGCUUGCUUGAAUCACCCUGGAGGCUUUGACUAAGAAGUUACCUCGGAUCUUAAUGACAAGUUCGCUGCUUUGACGUUAGCUUAGCCAGCUAGCAACAAGUACUAGGUUACACCUGUUUUUUUUUUUUGUUUUUUUUUAUCAGUUACCUGUCAGUACACACCGCUUCGAAGCCAUGACGGGUAGAGAAGAGGAAUACGACUAUCUUUUCAAAGUGGUGCUGAUCGGAGACUCCGGAGUCGGGAAGAGCAACCUGCUGUCCCGCUUCACGCGCAACGAGUUCAACCUGGAGAGCAAGAGCACCAUCGGUGUGGAGUUUGCCACGCGCAGCAUUCAUGUAGAGGGCAAGACGAUUAAAGCCCAGAUCUGGGACACCGCAGGGCAGGAGCGAUACCGUGCCAUCACCUCAGCCUACUACCGCGGCGCGGUCGGUGCUCUCCUGGUGUAUGACAUCGCGAAACACUUGACGUAUGAAAAUGCCGAGCGCUGGCUGAAGGAGCUGCAGGACCAUGCCGACAGCAACAUCGUCAUCAUGCUGGUGGGAAACAAGAGUGACCUGCGUCAUCUCCGGGCCGUGCCUACAGACGAGGCAAAAGCGUUCGCAGAGAAACACGGGCUUUCCUUCCUCGAGACUUCUGCUUUGGACUCAUCCAACGUGGAGCUCGCCUUCCAGACCAUUCUCACAGCAAUCUACCGCAUCGUAUCUCAGAGGCAAAUUUCCGGGCGCGGCGACUCCGACUUCUCCCCCAACUCUAAAGUGGUACCCAUCACGGUGCAGCCCACACAGAACUCGGCCAAGCAGAGCGCCUGCUGCCAGAACAACUAAGCAGCCAUCGUAGCACCAUGGGAUUAUGGGUAAAAAACCAAGAUAAGGCUGGCCUGGGUGUGUGUGUGU